Messenger RNA from Schistosoma bovis, 4312 nucleotides. The record is from the annotation of a GenBank genome assembly. NCBI's taxonomy places the organism in Eukaryota, Metazoa, Platyhelminthes, Trematoda, Strigeidida, Schistosomatidae.
AUUUGAACCAUCUGAACCAUCUAAAACCAUUUGAGGUUUGUCCGGAGCGGUUUUCGCACCUAGCGUUACGUACACUUUUUAUUUAUGAUAAUAUGUCUACACGUAAUCCAUCUCCACCUCCAGAUUAUGACGGAAAUGCCAAACAACUUGAUAUGAUAGGUGACACAACUUACAGCAGACGUUGGCUUUUCUCGUUGUUAAUUAAACUUCUGGAAAAGGUUAAUAGUGAGACCUCUGCAACUUGGCUAAGUUCCGACGAAGAUCCCUCUCGUAAGGAGUCAGAAACAGAACUGGAGGAACAGCUGUGCUGUCUGUGGGAUCUAACUGUCAAUCGUGAUGUUCUGAAAUUUCUCGACGAGUUUGAAAUCGUCUCAAUAUUUAACAAUGCUCUGGGGAGUGUCCAAAACCCCAGGUUACUGGAAAUUAUAGUAGGAAUUUUGGGAAAUCUAGCUUAUGAUCCACUUGCCUGCCGUAAAAUGAGUGAAAGUGAAUCGUUUAUUGUCCGUGUAAUAAACUUGCUUUACACAAGAGAUACGCCUGCACUAAUUGAAACAUGCAGAUUAAUUCAAACUGUGCUUGCUUCAGAUGAAUAUAGAACACCUUGGUUAAAUGAAAUCCGAUUUCAGCCAGAGUUUUUUGAAAAUAUGCUUUUUAUUUUGAAAAGCUCAACCAAUGCCACACUUUUAAUAGGUACAGUACGUCUCAUUGACGUCAUUACACGUGAAGAUGACAGUUUAGCUGAGGUUUGGUGUGGUGAGCAUCUGCUUACUGCUAUAUUAAUAGCCCAGCACCAAAUGAAGUGGCUUUAUGGCAGUGAAGUAGAAAUCAUUCAUCGUCUACUUUAUACAUUUUCCUCUAAUGUAAAUGGUGUGUCAGCCCUAGUCAAUUCAUUUUCCGAAGUGUUACCUACUUUUGGUGUUUACUUGCGUAAAGUUUGUGAAGAUGCACCUCACCUCAUCCACUUUGUCACGUACUACAAUAGUUUACGAGCAAUCAUCCCGAUAAUAGAUGUCGUUAUAGCUAGCUUACCGUGCAUGGAUGCUAUGUGUUGUUACUUAUCAGGUAAAUAAACUGCUAUAUCAAGUGUACUUUUUCCUACCUUUUAUACACAGCGUAAUUUUUUGUAGUUUUAAAACUGCUCCACCGUAUGCUUACAGAGAAAUAUUAUUGUCUAGGCUGAAAUUUUGAUGUGAUGCCAAAGCUCGGGAAAGUAAAGCUAAAUUUGGGAAAAAAUAAUUUCUUUCUUCCAAUAUUCACUCACUGUUCAUACUUUCUAGAUCCACAUAUCCUUCCUUCUUUAAUACACAUUGCUUGUGGUUGUCAAAAACAAAAGUCUGAACUACCUUUGGUUCGUGGAAUUUUGGCCGAUUUAAAUGUAUUAUAUAAAGAUAUCAUCAAAUCAAUCAGUUCAUGUUUAGAAGUAAGAUAAAGAAUUUUUUUAUUUUCAAACUUAAAUUAUUAAUUCCAUCUUAAUUUUAAGUAGAAAAUUAAAUUCAUAAUAUGAGUCAUUGGGAAGAAAACAGUUCUGCUAAAUUGUAACUUCUUAGUGAAGAUAAUGCUAGUUUGAACCGUCUUUCCUCUGGUUGUAAACGAAGUUAGUGUUUUUCUGUAUACAUGAACUUUAGAACUAGAUUUAUUUAAUUAUUAUUUAUUUGAACACAUAAAUAUUGGUACAAAGGGGCACCAAACACAUAUGCGCCACACAAGUCACUUGAUUUGUGUGUGGGCUGUGGUACUGCCCGGGUGCGCAGACCGAAGCAGGUGAUUUUCUUAGGGGGCCUCACUCGGAACCUUCGACCUAAAGGUCUGAUCCACAAGACAAUGGAGCAACAUCAGAAGAUGCAGUUGCGUGGUAGCCGGUGACCAACAAUUGGUUCACACGCCAUUUUUACCUCAGGAUCCUCGAGCCCAUGUGCACCAUUGGUUUGGAAUCAGGAUUUCCCAACUCCAUUAGAUGGAUUCUCCAUAUCCACCAACCCAGUUAAAGCGCUGGACAUUCACUUUUCGUCCUCUCAAUUUCGUAAAGAACACUCUUGCCACGAGAAGGCAGUGAGUAGGACUUCCCUGGCAGUGGCUGUAUACGUGUGGCCAUGUGAGAGCAUUUCGAAACGGAGAGCUGACUCCACACCCUCGGCUGUACUUUUUGGGGGUUAUUGAUAUUACUACUUGGGUUUGUAUUUGUGUGAACCUUAGUGAUGUGUCAGUUUCUAUUUGGAUCGAAGCAGUGAUCAUACAUUCUUGUCAUGACUUUUCAAUCGAAUUGUAUUGACUGAAUCAAAGAAAUACUGCUGACUAUUAGAUUGUAUUGGUCCCCAACUACGGGGAGGGAGUCCGUUUUCUCUUUCAAAAUGCUCUCAUAUAGCCGCGUGUAUAUAGGCAAUCCUAGGCAAUUCUUCCCAGCUGUAUCUGCUACCUUGAUGUAGUGGUUAGGCUUGCCUAUCGUGAUGACAACCGAGAUAUAUUGGUUGGAACACAUGUUCCUUAAGGUACUACAUUGCAAGACGGAUUGGUUGGAGAAUAGUAAGUGUAAAAUCAGCAACUUGCGAUCCGAGGGCGAAGUCAUACUCCUUACUGUAGAUAGUUGUGGCAGCAGUAAGGUGUUUCCUUCGGACAACCAGCACCUUCAGUGAUGUUACCUUUUCACAGUGAAAGGAAGGGGUUCGAAGAGGUCGACCAUAAAAAUGUCACAUCUAAUCUUACUCAAUGGAUUUCCGCAUCCUGCAGUAAGACCUUUUGAAGUGCGGGACUAGUACGAAAAACCACGCGUAAAGAAGCCGUGCGCGACCGGCAUCAUGCAGUUGUCUUUUGGGCUCUUCAGUCACACUCACAAGUCGCUAAGACCACCACUAAUUGAGCUCUUUUAGGUCCCUCAAGAAGAAAUAUUCUCCUAAGGUUUGUGCAACUGGGAAGUGAAAACCGCCCUCAUACCUCUAUUAACACUCGAAGUCAUCUUGCUGACUGACUGAGGAAAAUCCUACUCACUAUCUUCUCGUGACGAGGGUAUUUACGAAAAUGAGAGGAGGAAAAGUGAGUGUCUGACCCCUAAAGCGUGUUAGUGGGUACGGAGAACACAGGUAGGGGAGUUUGAAAACGCCAAUUUCAAACCAAUGUUGCACGUGGUUCCUAUGAUCCUGAAGGGUCGAAUUUGCAUAUAAAACUAUUCUUUACCCUCAGCUACCAUAUAACUUCAUUUUUUAACGUUGUUUAACUGCUAAUUCAAUGAUUUAUUGUGUGAAGCAUAUAUAUUUUAGUGCUCCUUCGUACCAACAUAUAUGUGCUUAAAUAAGUAAAUAUUGACAGCGGUGCUUUUUUGACCAAUAACUAUAAUCUUAAAUGAUGCUGCUUCCCCAAAAACGUAAGACUGAUGGUGGAUGGGACAUUAUUUCACGUCACAGACUUAUGAAGUACCGGAGGUUGGGUUCAAAAUGUGUUGGAAAAUAACUACCCACAAAAUGGUCCUGUUUAAUCGACCUAGAACAGUUAUCCUUUGGACUGUGUGGUCGUUUUUAGGUUGUCUAAACAUGAAAAUACCAGUCCGGUUUCUUUCCUAGUUUUCAGCGUUUGUAGCUGAAAAAUAUCAGUCACCUGCAUGCUCUUGCAUUCUGGUUUGAUGUUAGAUUGUAACUCUUCCGUAUUUUUAAAAUCUCUUCGCACAGUUAUUUGUAUUUUCAGUUACCCGCUCCAAUAAUUAAUCAGUUAGCUUAAGCCGCUACAGAUAUUGAAUUCUACAUUGUUCCGUUUAAAUUGAGUUCAUGAGAAUAGCUAAAUCUAAUUACUCAAUACACAAACAGUACAUAUAUUACACUGUCUGUACUUUUUAUGCAGCUUACAUUGUAAGUUAAUCUUUGUCUCGUGCAUAAAUCUCACUAUGUAUCAAUAAGUUUGUAUAUUACUGACUACAUUUAUGAAUUUAUUUUUUUUAUCAAUAGACAAUGGAUGAUUCAAACAUAGCACCGUUAACUACAGGUGAAUUACAAUGGUUAGCAAACUUAGAAAGUGAUGAUCAAUUUGGAUUUCGUGAAGCGUUUGUAAAUUGUUGUUUAAAUGAUGGAGAUUCUGAAACUAAAGCUUGUCUUAUUUCUGUAUGUAAUCGGCUAAAGCUACCGAAAAUUUUGGAAUCAGUAACGACAGAUGGUUAAAUGUCAGAAUGAAAUGUUUUAAAACACACAUUCAGAGCUAAAAACGACGAGUGAGAAAUGAGGAAAAAUUUAACACCAACAGAUUUUAUGAGAUCAAAACAUCAGCCAAACUUAAUUUGCCUUUGUAGAUUUUCUAUUAUUUGAUUAAAAAAACUCGUAACACUAAUUGUUGC